Molecule: messenger RNA, 2340 nt
Organism: Rotaria sp. Silwood1
Lineage: Eukaryota; Metazoa; Rotifera; Eurotatoria; Philodinida; Philodinidae
Source: the annotation of a GenBank genome assembly
AUGGAUUUACACAAUAAUCAUAAUUCAUUUGAUAAAUUAAAAAACUCAACAGAUGAAAAUAAUCAGCAUGAUAUUUAUUGUUUUGAAUGUCAUCAUGUAGGAGAUGUUGUUAGUUGUGAUUCAUGUCCACGUGUAUAUCAUUUGAAAUGUCUUGGUUUAGCUGAAUUACCUGAAGCAGAUUGGACAUGUGCAGAAUGUGAAGUCACUCAAUCAUCAUUUUAUAUCAUAAAUCAAUCAACGCCACGACAACAUCAUUCAGUAAAUGAAUUUCAAAAAAUGCUUAAAUAUGCUCUUGGUCGAUUGCAAUCACAUCCUCAAGCUAAACAUUUUUUGCGACCAAUCGAUGAUAAACAAAUACCAGAAUAUUUUAAUUAUAUCAUUCAUCCAAUGGAUUUGGAAACCAUAGAAAAAAAUAUAAAUUUAAAAAAAUAUUGUUCAACUGAAGCAUUCAUCAACGAUAUUAAAUGGAUUGUACAUAAUAGUAUUAUUUAUAAUGGAAAUCAAAGUAAAUUAACUAAUAUUGCACGUACAUUUCUUAGAAUUGCUCGCCAUGAAAUGACAGAAAUUGAACUUUGUUUCGAAUGUUAUUUACGUAGUACACAACCUAUAUCAACAGAUUGGUUUACUAAACCAUGUUCUAUUCCACAUACAUUAUGUUGGGCGAAAAUGCAAAGUUAUCAACCAUGGCCAGCUAAAGUUUUACGUAUUGUUAAUGAUGAAGUUGAUGUUCGUUUUUUUGGUCAACAUGAUCGAGCAUGGAUACCACUUCGUAAUUGUUUUGUUCUAUCAAAAGAAUAUCCAGGUUCCCAAAAGAAAAAAUCCAAUACUAAUUUGGAAAAAAGUUUUACUGAAUUACAAAGUCAUAUUGAUCAAUUAAAAAAACUUUAUGGACAUUUUACAUAUGCACCUCCACAAACAUUAUUAAAUUCUAUUUUACCUUCUUAUAUGACAGUCGCAAAUAGCAAUCAUACAUCUCAAUCAACACUAAAGCGUUCAAAACAACAACGUUUUUCUAUUCAUGAUUCAUCGUCUGUAUCAAAUAAAAAAAAAUCUGUUAAACGUUCUAAUGAAAAUUCAUAUCACCAUCAACAAUCAAUUAAACGUCAACGAGUUUUGCAUAAACAUAUCAAUGAAAAUCUUUGCUCAAAAGAAGCUAAUGAAUUACAAUCAACAUUAAAUGUCUUUGAUAUAUUGAGUCACACUAAAAAUGAUAAUGAAAUAUCAUCAAUUCCAUUUAAGUUUCGAUCUAUAUCUCCUACGGAUAAUAAAUUACGAAUUCAAGCAUUAUUACGAAAAUAUAUUAAUUGUAAACCACACACAUCCAAUCUUAUUACAUCGGAUGUCACAUCAUCCAUGGAUGCAUUACUUGAUUCUGUUGAAACAUUUGAAUCAAUACCUGAAGUUCAUACAAAUGUGAAUAUAUUACCUGUAAAAAAUCAAACAUCAGAACAAUCUCAUUUACCGGAAGAACAUUUAAGAACAAAAAAAUCUCGAAAAUCUAAUUUACAGCAUCGUAUUAUUUCUAAAAAUACUAAUUCAAAUUUUAUCACAUGUUCAUCAUUAGAUGAAUCCAUUUCUUUAUCAUUACCAUUUGUACCAUUAAGACCAUUAUCAGUUAGUCCACCAAAUGUAAAUAAUGUUGAAAGCACUUCGUCGGAAAUACAUGAUAGUAUAAUAACACAACAACAACCAAUAACACGAACAACAUCAAUUGAAAUACUCAGUAUGAAAUCAGAACCAAUCGAUCCAGACGAACAUCAUCAGAUAACACAAUCAUCUAUUUCAACAAACUCUUGUUUCAUAUCAUCUCCGUUAAAUACAAACCUUUCGUUUCCUACCAUUAUUCCUGAUUCUUGUUGCACAUCUUCGAUAGCAACAACAAUUCCAACAAAGAAUAUUUACUCAUCAACAUUAUCCUUCAUUCCUUCGACACAACAAUUAGAAGAUAGAAGCCAUAGACAAUUAGAAGAAUCAUCAAUACAUUCUUCAACAUUGUCGAAUUCAUUUCUGACGAAUUCAUCAGUACAAAAACAAUCAAUUAGUACAAGACAUUCUCAGCGUGUUUCAAAUACUCUUCCCAUAUCAAAUCAAGAUUUUAUACAAUUUCAACAAUUACUCAUUGAUUUAACUAGUAAAAUCGAAUCAUCUCUUCAAACAACACGUAUGAAAUAUGAAAAAAAUCUUGAAGAAACUCGCCGUUCUUAUCAUAUAUCAUUAAAUGAAUUACAUACGAUCACAACCGAACAAAUUCAAGAAAUUCAUCAUAGUCUAGAAUUACAAUAUUGGAAAAGACUUUCUGAAAUGCGUAAUCGAUAUGAAUCAAAAUUUCAAUAUGAAUAA